AUGGAACUAUCAUAUAGAAACGGAGGGAGUAUUGAUGAGGAGAAAAAUGAAAAGAGUGAUGAGGUCGAUCUUGCACAUCCAUGGAAUGCCCAUGUCCCACCAAAAAUUAAGCACUUUGGGUGGAGAGUGCUGCAAAGAGCUAUUCCUGUUCGCCACAAUCUGAAGAAAAGAAGAAUGUGUGAUGAGGAUAUUUGCCUGAUGUGUGGUGAUGCUGCAGAAACUAUUGAGCAUACUCUGAUUUUUUGUGAAGCAGCUAAGGCUUGCUGGAACCUGUCCCCUUUAAGACUGCAAUUCCAGGCUGAUAACUUACACUCCUUUUCUUCUUGGUGUACGAAUAUGGGUGGGAUUCUGAAGGAAAAACUGUGGUGGAAUAUUUUCUGGUGUAUCCUUUGGGGUAUAUGGCUGAAAAGAUAUGCUUGGUGUUUUGAAAAGAAGGAGGUUCAGGUUGAAGAGGUUAUUCGAAGAGCUGUAAGCAUUGUUGGUGAAUAUGAGAAGAAUGAAGCUAUUGGCCUGGGUGGUAUUGUUCGUGACAAUGUAGGAGAUGUCCUGCUCUCUACCUGCCAUAAAUUGAUGGGCUGCUAUGAUGUGGAUAUCGCUGAAGCUAUGGCUGCUAGACACUUCCUAGGGGUCGCUUUUGAAGCUGGUCUUAAUAAACUCACCCAUGAAUCUGAUAAUUUGAAGCUGAUCCAGCACCUUAACAGCAGAAAGAGUGACAAUUCCUACUUUGGUCUUAUUGUAAAUGACAUCCUGCAUCUUGCUGGGGCUUGUCAGUUCAUUGCUUACUCGCAUAUUGGUAGAAAGGGGAAUUCAGCUGCUCAUACUUUAGCUCGUAUUAGUAAGAAUUAUGUAGAAAUGCGUGUGUGGCUCGAAGAAGCACCCACUGAUGUAAACACUGCAAUCGCUUUUGAUCUUGCUGUUGCUUAA
Messenger RNA from Chenopodium quinoa (quinoa), 924 nucleotides. RefSeq lists its product as uncharacterized. The transcript is spliced from 3 exons. Lineage: Eukaryota; Viridiplantae; Streptophyta; Magnoliopsida; Caryophyllales; Amaranthaceae. The coding region runs from base 1 to 924 and encodes 307 amino acids. The record is from RefSeq and is a predicted model, not a curated record. Gene Ontology annotation, molecular function: nucleic acid binding; RNA-DNA hybrid ribonuclease activity.